Neocloeon triangulifer is the source of this 2001-nucleotide messenger RNA. RefSeq lists its product as uncharacterized. The transcript has 6 exons. NCBI's taxonomy places the organism in Eukaryota, Metazoa, Arthropoda, Insecta, Ephemeroptera, Baetidae. The record is from RefSeq and is a predicted model, not a curated record. Bases 157 to 1587 code for a protein of 476 amino acids.
CGCGUAAACAUGCGAGCAAUUUAAAAAUGGCGGACCACUCAUAUGGGGUUGUAGAUUAAAGAAGUGCUAGGGCGCAACUCGCGUGCGUGUAAAUAGGCUGUUAUUUACAUCUGCCGCCGUAUAAGGAUAUGUGUUUAUCAUUCCGGUAAGUCCUUGAUGUUUACGCCCAGCGCCAAGGACCUGUGGAAGACCUACAACUUCCCGCAGCCGACUCCGUUGUUGACGCGGAUCAAGCAGGACUGCUACGAGUACCCCGAGUGCUCGCAGCAGGACUUCUACGCGCAGCAACAACCGCCGGACAACAACAACCUACAUGGGGCACCGGCGGGGCCCGGCGACCCGGUGGCCGCACGUCGCGAGGCCAACCGGCUGCAGCAGCGGCGCCGCCUAGCCAACGAGUCUCCGGAGAAGCGGGCGGCCAGGCUGGAGGCCCAACGCAUCCAGCAGCAGCUGCGACUCGCCUCCGAGAGCCCUGAGCAGAGGGCCAACCGCCUGCUGGCCCUCAGGGAGCGCCAGAGGUACAGGCUGGCCCACGAAACCGCCGAGCAGAGGGCGGCCAGACUCACCGCCCUGCGCGAGCGUCAGCGAGUCCGCCUCGCCACCGAAACGCCGGUGCAGCGCGCCAAGCGCCUCGAGGCCCUCAGGGAGAGGCAGCGCUUCAGGUUGGCCAAUGAGACCCCUGAGGAGAGAGCAAAGCGACUCGAGGCUUUGAGGGAUAGGCAGCGCUACAGGUUGACCCAUGAGUCGCCCGAGCAGAGGGCCGGCAGACUGGCUGGCCUCUGGGAAAGGCAGAGAGCAAGGCUUGCCGUUGAAACCUCGGAGCAGAGGGCUAAGCGUCUUGAGGCUUUGAGGAUCCGGCAGCGGCAGCGAAUUGCGAAUGAGACUCCGGAACAACGUGCCAUCCGGCUGGCCGACUUGCGCCACCGCCAACGAAUCCGCCUCGCAAAUGAAACUCCGGAGAAAAGGGCAGCUCGGCUGGAGGCUCUGCGACUCAGGCAGCAGCAGCGGCUGGCCAGCGAGUCGCCGGAACAAAGGGCCGCCAGGUUGAUGGCGGCUCGGAUCCGACAGCAGCAGCGUUUGGCCACGGAAACCAAGGAGGAGCGCGCGGCCAGGUUCGCAGGCAUCAAGCGGCGGAGGCGGAUGAGUUGCAGCACCCAGGGCUCAACCUGCCCCUCCGUGUAUGUGCCCCGAAAACCACUGCCCCCACUUCUGAGGUCGCCACCCCCAGCUCCGCCUCCCACACCUUUCCACACACCGCCAUCGCCUAACCAAGCAGCAAAACAGGCGUUCAGGAGAACAGUGAAUGUGGAAGGGAGCGACUAUUGGUGGGAAAGUCACUUUCUGGUGCCGCAACAGCCUCCAGCGCAACAACAGCAGCCAGCAUUCCCGUGGGACUAUGUAUGUGAUUCUGUGUUUGCUCCGUACGUGAGACGCCAUCCGAUCGCUCCUCCACUUCCGACGCCGCCUCCACCACCCCAGAGUCCCUUCCAGCAGCAGCAACAUCAACCUCCUCAGCAGCCGCCCCCGCAGCAGCAGCAACAACCUCAGCAGCAUCCGGAGACACAGCCCAAAAUGGAAAAUCCAUGAUCGGCAACUACUAAAUAAAACGGAGCAGCCCGAAUGGAAAGUGAAUUGAAGGAAACAAUAAUGUCUCUAGUCACGCGCGGAAUAUUAAAAUAAGAGAAAAAAAAUUAUUUGUUGUUUAUACACACACAUAAUUCAUUAGGGAAUCUCGCAAGAAGUAAAAUGUGCUUACCAUCUGGACUGUAUUUACAAGGAAAAAAUUGCCAUUAUUAUGAGUAUAAUUAUAUUAUUAUACGAGUAUGAUUAUAAUAACCAAGUUACUAACUAAAGAUAACAAUGUAAAGAGUACUAAACGUAAUGGUUUAUGUUGUUAGAUAAGGUGAUGUGAUCACUCAAAUGGCCAUCAUAUCAUAUGUCUUGUAUUUUAUAGAAAUAAUAAUGUCAUAGACAGUAUAAAAUCAAAUUCUUUGAGCUUUA